Molecule: messenger RNA, 3712 nt
Organism: Schizosaccharomyces octosporus yFS286
Lineage: Eukaryota; Fungi; Ascomycota; Schizosaccharomycetes; Schizosaccharomycetales; Schizosaccharomycetaceae
Product: MutS protein 2
Exons: 3
Coding region: 319-3267 (982 amino acids)
Biological process (GO): mitotic recombination; mismatch repair
Cellular component (GO): MutSalpha complex; nucleus
Molecular function (GO): ATP-dependent DNA damage sensor activity; mismatched DNA binding; ATP binding
Source: RefSeq, a predicted model, not a curated record
CCUACAUACAUAUAUUCAUAUUUGAUGUAUUGUAAAAUAAAACCAAAAGAAAAACAAAAGAAAAUUAAAAAGAUCAGUGAGUAAAAAUUAGGUAUUAGGUUUGGAAGACAGACUUGUUGUGCUGAAAGGUAACUUUCAAUCUGUCCUUACCAAACUUGCCAGCUGGAUUGGCAGUGUAAAACUUCAUUUCGUUCCGUUCUGCUAUAUACAUAUAUAUUUAUAUUUGUAAUUUUUUUUAGACUAAUAAAUACGAUACACGCGUAAACUACCAAGUUAGGAAAAAAUAUAAGCGCGUCUGUACGUCCCAGUUUAUGAAGAAUGGCCUCUAAAAGUUCGAGUAGCUCGUCUAUGAACGAAAGGACCGAUGAGGCUCGUAUGUUCUCAUUUUACGAGAAGAUGCCCAAAGACUCAAACACGCUACGCGUUUUUGAUCGUGGAGAAACGUACGUAGCCAUUGGAGAAGAUGCUUCUUUCGUUGCAGAUAAUGCUUACCAUACGACCUCAGUCCUUAAAUACCAUAAUCAGUCUAAUCUCUCCUUCUGUACUAUGUUUCCUUCUUUGUUUAUCAAAUUUGCUGAGGAAGUAUUAUCAAAUUAUGCAAAACGAGUGGAAAUUUGGGGUUCUAACAAAAGUAAAACCGGAUUUGAAUUACUUAACCAAGCUAGUCCUGGUAAUAUGCAGAUGAUUGAGGACUUAAUGAUGAACAGUGAUGCAACAAAGGAUCCUACAGUUAACAUUGAUAAUUCUGGUGGCUCUAUUUUACUAGCUGUUACUACCCGUAUGAAACAAGAUCAACGUGUUGUCGGUGUAGCGUUUAUAGACCCUUUCUCAAGGAAAAUAGGUGUCUCUGAAUUUGUUGAUUCAGACUCAUACACAAAUUUCGAAGCACUUCUCGUCCAAACUGGUGCGAAGGAAUGCCUAAUCUCUCAACAAGACGGGGAAAAUACCACAACCGGGACUUCAAUCACCAAAGCUGAGUUAAACCGCCUUAAAAAUAUAAUAGAAGGAUGUGGUGCAUUAGCUACUGGCAUACGAAACUCAUAUUUUUCUCCAAAAGACGUUGAAUUAGAGCUUGCAAAAGUGUUGGAUGUCCCCGUCACACAUGCGCGUUUACCAGAGUUAAGUCUUCAACUAGCCAUGAGCUCUUGUAACGCUGUUUUACGUUAUUUGGGACCAAAUUUGGUUGAUCCAAUUCCCUCAGAUGACAUUGAAGUACAAAAGGAUCUUGCACGAAAAUAUCAUCUCUAUGAACACAAUUUGGAACAGUAUAUGCGCCUGGAUGUAGCAGCAGUACGCGCAUUGAAUUUGUUGCCUCCAGCUAAUGGAAAUGCGCACCGUACAAUGAGUUUGUACGGUUUAUUGAAUCAUUGUAGGACUCCGAUGGGCUCGAGACAACUUAGACGAUGGAUUGUACAGCCUCUGUUGGACCCAAAGGCUAUUAGAAGAAGACAUAAUUUAGUUUCUGUUUUUAUUGAAGAUCCGGAAGUUCGACAACUUUUGUUAGAUGAUGACCAUCUCCUCCGAUCCAUACCUGAUGUACCGCGACUUUGCCGACGUCUUAUCCGAGGUUCUUCAACUUUGGAAGAUGUUGUUCGAAUUUAUCAAAUGGCUAAAGCUCUUCCAAACAUCGUUACUGCUUUAGAUUCCUUGAAAACUGAACAUAAAGGAUUAGUAGACCAAGUCUAUACGACGCCGCUUUCCACUCACUGUAAAAACUUAACAAAGCUUAUAGAGUUGGUGGAGACCACCAUCGAUUUAGAUGCCCUUGAUGCUCAUAGAUACAUCAUUCGUGCCGAAUUUGAUGAAGAGUUAUUGGAGUUACGACAAAGGCUUGAAGAGUUGGAAAACUCAAUAUUUGACGAGCACAAGCAGGCAGGUGCUGAUCUUCAACAGGAUACCGAGAAGAAGUUGCAUCUUGAGCAGCAUCAUUUGUAUGGAUGGUGUUUACGCCUUACAAGAGCAGAAGCCGGAUGUUUGCGUGGACGUAACACCCGUUAUUCAGAACUAUCAACUCAAAAAAAUGGUGUUUAUUUUACUACGAAGCGUCUGCACAAUCUUAAUAGUACCUACAUGGAUUAUCAAAAGAGCUAUAGAUAUCAUCAGAAUGGAUUGGCGCGGGAAGUCAUUAAGAUUGCUGCAACCUAUAGUUCUCCUUUAGAAGCGGUCGGCCAAAUCAUAUCACAUUUAGAUGUCAUAACCAGUUUUUCUCUAGCAAGCACGCUAGCAGUUACCGCAUAUGUAUGUCCAACAAUAUUGGAUUCAGGGAUGGAAAUUGAUACAGAGAUUGGUGAUCAGGAAGAGACUAUUGAUAUCGUAGCUUCGGAAGAAAAUCCUGAUAUUAAUGAAUUGCGUUCUCACUUGCGGUCUUCCCAUUGUGCUUGUGUUGAGUUGAAACAAGCGAGACAUCCUUGCUUAGAAGCACAGGAUGAUAUUAAUUUUAUCCCCAACGAUAUUUUGCUUAAGCAGAAUGAAUCAGAGAUGCUCAUAAUCACCGGACCAAACAUGGGAGGUAAGUCUACGUAUAUUCGACAAGCUGGCGUGAUCGCGGUUAUGGCUCAAAUUGGAUGUUUUGUUCCAUGCGAUUCAGCUACUAUUGAUGUUGUAGAUAGUAUUCUCGCCCGUGUUGGAGCAGGUGAUUCUCAAUUGAAAGGUGUUUCUACUUUUAUGGCCGAAAUGUUAGAAACCGCUACGAUUUUAAGAUCUGCAACCCAGCGUUCUCUUAUUAUAAUUGAUGAGUUAGGAAGGGGUACUAGUACGACGGACGGUUUUGGUUUGGCAUGGGCAAUUACGGAGCACAUUGUUAAAAAAAUAAAUUGUUUUUGUCUUUUCGCUACGCAUUAUCAUGAAAUGACUCGGAUGUCGGACGAAAUUCCAACCGUAAAGAACUUGCAUGUGACAGCCCACAUUGGAGAUACCAAUGCUCGCGACGUUGCACUACUAUAUAAUGUUUCUGAAGGGGCAAGUGAUAGAAGCUUUGGUAUCCAUGUAGCGGAAUUGGCGCGUUUCCCAGCCAAAAUCAUCGAAAUGGCCCAAGCAAAAGCCAUUGAAUUAGAGGCCGAGGAUGUAGAUCAACCAGUGGAAGAUGAUGAAGGACGAGCGAAAAAAGAAGGUGUUGCGAUAAUUCGAACGCUUAUGUUGGAAUGGCAAAAUCAAGUGGGAAAGGAUAUGCCGAAAGAGGAAAUGCUCCAAAAGUUUCAGCAAAUAUUAACUAGUCAUGCUUCGGAUAUUGAAGCAAACGCAUGGUUACAAGCAAAGAAAAAGAGUUAGAAUGACUAAAGCUACGUUCUUUUGAGUGAGUAGGAUCUCUUCACUAUGCAUUUGACGUUCUUUGUCGAUAUACAUUAUAUACUAAGUUGCAUUUUUGAAUAAUAUUAAUUUUAUGAACAUGAGUAUGGCAUGACGAUGUUUUUAUUUUUAGAUGAUUUGCACCGAUUUUAAUCACCACUAGCACAACCUCUACAGCCUAUGCAUUGAGUUAGUAACGGCGUGAUCUGAUAUAGGUCUCAAAACCCAAAGAAAGGGAAAAAAAUGACUUACCACAAUGUACGCAAGUACUGGGAGCAUCUUUGCCGAGUUUGGCUUUGGGGACACGACAUAUACAAGUGGAACCAAACUUCGAUUCUGCGGUUUGAAUGCAACGAAGGCAACACAAUUUUUCGUAGCCAGGCUAGAUCAGUCAGUAAACUAAAAUUAAAUUCAGUUUAUUCCCGUA